Messenger RNA from Hylaeus anthracinus, 2377 nucleotides. Its product is annotated as zinc finger protein 84-like. Gene Ontology annotation, biological process: regulation of transcription by RNA polymerase II. The coding region runs from base 193 to 2283 and encodes 696 amino acids. The record is from RefSeq and is a predicted model, not a curated record. NCBI's taxonomy places the organism in Eukaryota, Metazoa, Arthropoda, Insecta, Hymenoptera, Colletidae. The transcript has 9 exons. Gene Ontology annotation, molecular function: DNA-binding transcription factor activity, RNA polymerase II-specific; RNA polymerase II transcription regulatory region sequence-specific DNA binding. Gene Ontology annotation, cellular component: nucleus.
CUGAAGCACCAUUGAAGCCUGGUAUCAAACAAAAAUAUAAUUCACAAUUCUUUCCUGAAAUUGCUAGACAAAAUGCUGAAAGAACACCUAAUGUAUAUUCAAUGAGGGAAUAGUGCAAAGUGUAAAAUGUUGUUGUUAAUUUAAAUCUCAAACAUUGUUACCGAUAUGAGUUAACAGAUUAUUAUUGUCACCAUGAAUGAAGAAAUGAGCAUUGGAAACUCUUCAUAUUUAAGUUAUGAAAUCAAUGGUACUAGCUAUAUAGUGCAAACAAUAUCAGGGCCAACACUGGAUGCAUUGAAAAUUACGUCAGCUAGUGAAGAGCAAAAUUCAAUUAAUAUUAUAGAUCAAACUCAAGCAGAGAACGAAGAAGUUUCUAUAGUUUGCUUAGAUGGUCGAGUGUAUGCAUUUCAUAAUGGAGAAUUACAAGAAUUAGAUUUUAGCCAAAUUAUAGAUCAGAAUGAUCCACAGGAAAGGACAGUCUUAUUAUCUAAGGAAGUUGAUAGUUAUGAAACACGGUAUAUUACUAACGAAGAUUUAGUCAUUGCAAAUGUUGACGUACAGUCUCAAGAACAAUAUGAAGUUGUCACUGAACAAACUGAUAAGAAUUUUAUUGUGGAGAAGGCAAAUGUAAAUGCUAAUGAUUUUGUAGAAAUAGUAACAGCAUUCAAAUGUAAGAUAUGUACUUAUACAACUCAAGAUAAAACACAAUUACUGCAGCACUUUCAAAAAACACAUGUGAAUCCAAAAGCAGAUGUUGAAAUAAAAGAAGAAUCUGAAAAUACAGAUGAAGUAAAGUUGCUAUAUAUGUGUGGCGAAUGUUCUAAUUGCUUUCCUUCCCUAGAAGAUUGUAAAGAACAUAUGAUAAAUGAUCAUCAGUUGACAGACACAGGAUUUAAUAAAGGUGGUAAAGAAAAUAUGACAGAUGUUUCAAAAGGUUCUGGUUUAUUGAAUGAAAACAUGAGCAAGAGUCUUGAAAAUAAUGAUAUUGAACGACAAGCUAAAAUUCAGAAGCCUUUAAGUUCUGAGUAUAUGCUCAAUAAAAAAAUGGUAGAAUUAAUAGAAAGAAACGUAAAAUGUUCAUAUCGAGGAUGUCCCUACAAAUUCUCUACAGAAGAAGCCAUGCAACAACAUGGGCUUUGCCAUGUAGAAUCGCUAAGUGGAACAACGUUUAAAUGUACAGUUUGCCGUGAUUUGAAGUUUACCAAAUGGAAACAAUGUAGCAUACAUUUAUGGAAAAAACAUCAAAUUGACAUAGGUAUGCUUACUUGUACAAUAUGUAAAGCGUAUAAAAGUGCAACAAUGGUAAAACUUUUGACUCAUAUGCGAGUGCAUAGUGAAACACGAGAGUAUGAAUGUACUCAAUGCGGUAAAUGUUUCAAACAAGCCAGUCAAUUGCGUAAUCACAGAGUGAUGCAUUUGGAUCGCAAAACAUUGGAAGUAACACGUUGGUACACUUCAAAAAAAUGUGAUAUGUGUGGGAAGAUUUAUGCAAAUUCUAAAUGCUUGAAGAGUCAUAUUCAAGCAGUGCAUUCAAAGUUGCGACCAUACGUUUGUAAUGUUUGUGGUCAUUCUAGCGCUAGAAAAGCGAUGUUGCAAAUGCAUUUACGUCAGCAUACCGGUGAUAAACCUUUCAGUUGCGAACUGUGCGAAUACAAGACUGGAGAUCACAAUACAUUACGACGUCACACUAUGCAACACACAGGGUUCAGACCUUACAAAUGCCCGCAUUGUUCUUACACUGCAAUACAAAGUAGUAGUUACAAAAAUCACUUAAAAUCUAGGCAUCCUUUACUGUCUGGUUUGUAUACAUGUGACUUGUGCCCUUUUAAAACUGUUAAGAAUUCAAGUUACGUACAACACGUGAGGGAUCACGAAAAAGGAUUGAUUAAAUCGAAUGUGCAAAAGAAAGACGGGGAAAACGUUGAAGUUUUUCCGGGCAAUAUCGCGGCAGCACAACUGAUUUAUAGCUGUUUGGGUGCCUUCUCGAAAGUUGGAGAUACUUUAGAAGCAAACUUAAUGUCUUCCUCAACGUCUGCGGAUGGUACAUCGCAAACAAUUACGAUACAAAUACCAUCGAAACACCUUGAAGGUUCACUGCCAACGAGAGAAAAUGAAACUAAGAGUAAUUCAUCGAUAGAGCAAGAAGACGAAGAAACAAUGCAUUGUUUUCUAAAAAUUCCACGAGAAGAAGAAGAAAGUAUAGAUACUGGUGGUAUAACUAUACCCGCAGAACCCGAGGAAUUAGGUAACAUUUUACAACUGGAGAGAUUAACAUUUAUUUGAGGUGUUUUGGUCUCGAAAUUUAUAAAAAUGUUGAAAGUAAUUCGUUAUAUACUAAAACAUCUUUAAUAUUUUGAAUGUAUUUAUUGAUAAUUAA